AUGUGGCCAAAAUGUAAUAACAAUUUUGUCUUGGCGGUAUUUUAUGAAGGUUUACCAGGAUUUAUGGGUGGAGGAGGCCCAUUUAUGAAUGCCGAUAUGAUGGAUACAUUGAGUGAUAUGUAUGGUAGUAGAAUGGCUAUGCCAGGCUUUGGAUUUGGAUCAGGACUGGGAAAUUUUCCAAAUCCUAGACCACAGUUUCCCAUGGGACAAUUUCUUCCACAAACAGGAGCCUGGGGUAAAGGUGGAGGAAAAGGUCCUCCACCAACUCAGACAUUUACUGGUAUUGGUGCUAUCGUCAAAACUAUUUCCGGUAUUGGUGGUGGUAAGGGUGGUCCUCCAGUCAAACCUAUCACUAACCCACUCUCUGGCCAAGUCAGGAACGACUUCGCGUAUUUUCCAAGGACAACGUAUUAA
This is a messenger RNA of Lottia gigantea (owl limpet), 414 nucleotides long. RefSeq lists its product as hypothetical. The transcript has 2 exons. Lineage: Eukaryota; Metazoa; Mollusca; Gastropoda; Lottiidae. The record is from RefSeq and is a predicted model, not a curated record. The coding region runs from base 1 to 414 and encodes 137 amino acids.